AUCUUCCAACGGAAGCGAUAAGAUAUUGACAUUCGCUUGUACUAUUUAACAGUUGUUUGCCGCUCCGUAAAGCAUUAGAGACGCUCUCUUAAUGUCCUACAUAUCUAUAUAAAGUGACAAGUCCUAGAACAUCGUACAACGUUGGGGAACUAUUCUCGGUGAUCAAAAUACGAGGACUUGAAUUUCUAAGAAUAUUUUUUUAUGUUAAUUUAAAAAAAUGGCUACUGCUGCGAGUUCAUUAUCAUCGGAAUCCUUGAAAAUAUCUCAGCGACAACUUCAUAUACCUUCACUGCAGGAAAUCAAGAAUGUUGUCACACCAGCGUUGGCUGAAAACUUUAACGAAGUCAUCGUGGAGGUUGUCGACUGUCCGGACUUGACCCAGCAACCGUUUACACUCGCUGCUCCAGGUCUUGGAGGUUCAAAAAAAAUUUUCGAGGUGGGGGGACCUUCGUUUUUACUUCCAACUGUCCAACGAGACAAAGUUUAUGAUUUGAAAUCAAUUUUAAAUCGCAUCGAUGAUGGAAAACAGGAGAAGAAGCUACUUGUCAUUGGCGCUGGAGCUGGACCAUGGCCGAGACUCUCCAGGAAUUGUGAAAUGAUGAUGAACGUUGUCGUGUCUCCCAACGACAUUAAAAAUGAGACCCGAGUAUCUUGGGUUGGGCCCAACGAAGAGUGCAUUCUUGAGGAGGGCCUAGGUGACGAUACAAGGUUCGCUCUAUUGGCGAAUCUCUAUGUCAGUGAAGGAAAACCAGAGAAGGUAUUGAAAGUUCAUGCGAAAAAGAGAACUGGAAAAUUGGACUUCAUUGCUACGAUGCAGAGAGCCCUUGAGGCUCAUUACAAAGACAAACUUGUUGGAUUAGGGGGAACUUUCCUCCUGAAACAAGGGAAAGUUAAGCAACACGUGAUGCGAGAUUUCUCCGCUGUUCCCUUGACAACAGAGAACGCCCUAAACAAUUGGUUGAAGUUUUAUGACAUGUCGGCUCCUCUGGUUGCAGUUGGGACUUUUGUCUCGGCAGAAACCGACCUUGAUCUUCGCGUUCAGCAUUUUCACAGUUUCAGUCAUCACGGUGAAGGUGGUCAUUACCACAUCGAUACAACUCCAGACAUUGUGGAAUAUUUAGGCUAUUUUAGCGUAGCUGAGUCACUGUAUAGAAUUGAUCAGCCGACAGUUCCUCUAAGUUUUGGAAAAGACUAAGAUUUUUGACGAUAUUGUCAUGAACCAAGGAAAGCUGAGUACCUGAAGCAGGAUUUUUCUAUAAAUGGACAUUAUUUGUUUUUGAUUUUUAAAUGUUCUCAAUAUAUUCUGUUAUAACAGCA
This is a messenger RNA of Diachasmimorpha longicaudata, 1317 nucleotides long. Its product is annotated as ester hydrolase C11orf54 homolog. Gene Ontology annotation, molecular function: hydrolase activity, acting on ester bonds; zinc ion binding. The coding region runs from base 218 to 1195 and encodes 325 amino acids. The transcript has 5 exons. NCBI's taxonomy places the organism in Eukaryota, Metazoa, Arthropoda, Insecta, Hymenoptera, Braconidae. The record is from RefSeq and is a predicted model, not a curated record. Gene Ontology annotation, cellular component: nucleus.